Molecule: messenger RNA, 2695 nt
Organism: Amphiprion ocellaris (clown anemonefish)
Lineage: Eukaryota; Metazoa; Chordata; Actinopteri; Pomacentridae
Product: circularly permutated Ras protein 1-like
Exons: 21
Coding region: 210-2531 (773 amino acids)
Biological process (GO): COPII-coated vesicle cargo loading; intracellular protein transport; endoplasmic reticulum to Golgi vesicle-mediated transport
Cellular component (GO): COPII vesicle coat; endoplasmic reticulum exit site
Molecular function (GO): zinc ion binding; SNARE binding
Source: RefSeq, a predicted model, not a curated record
CAGCUUUGUGUACACACCAUGCAAGAAAGAGGACUUACUAGGAAAGGAACCUGUUGGAUGAGAUGUCUGAGACAUAACUAAUGAAUGACAGGACUUUAAACAACAGUUAAAGUGUUUCUCAGUCGUGGGAAGCUUCAUGUUUAUGACUGCUUGAUACUGUACGGUGAAUAUUCAGAGGACACUGCAUGUGACUGACAGGUAGAAUCACAAUGGAAUUUGCUUGUGGGUUUGUUUAUGUUCCACCACCACCGAGUCAGAAGGACAGCCAGCGAUCCAGUGCCAACAUCAUUAAACGCUCAGCUCUCCUUCCUCCUGUUAACCGCAUCCGUCCAAGCAAUCCUCCCCCUCCUCCCCCUCCUCCCCCAACAAAUUCUGCAAAAUCACCAAAAGCCAUCCCGUCUUCUCCUAAGAUCAUUGAACAGCUGGAGAAGAGCAGGGACGUGAAGAAGGUCGCGAAGUCCACUCGCUUUUACGAAAAUGCUGAAUUUCACAAUAAAUUGGGGGCAGCAUGUUCCGUCAACGCAACUCCUCAGAAAACGACGUCUUCUCGAAAAACAGCUCUUCUUCCACCACAUAUGAGACCUGCAGGAAAUAGCCAGUCCCCUUCCCAUAACCAGGCACUUACCCACAACACCAUUAGUCAGAUGUUUACCUACGACCUGCCAAAAGAUGAGGUAGAUUUAAAUGCCAAAGCCUACGACCCGAACUACUCCUACAACACACCAGAAGGCAAUGGGGGACAGGUGAAUCUGCCAGCUGAUAUUGGCACGUUGCCAACUACAGCUCCAGCUCUUCCUCCAAGACCUUCAUUUAUGAGAUCACUGCCAGAGUACCUGGUACUGAUACCUUCAUCAGCAUCUUCUCCUUCCUCCUCACAGAAAUCUUCUUCAACUCCACCACUUGCUCAAUCACCUACUGGAUCUGACGAUAAGGGGCCUCUGUCUGGAAAUCCUAAUGUGGUCCUCAUCAGCUUAGGAAAAUUACUCUCAGAGGAAAGAGUGCAACACAUACAAGGGGAACCCACCUACUGCUCCCAGUGUGGCUCUGUGCUGGACACCUGCUAUGACAAUGUGGUUAAUGAGUGUUACUUCUGUCAGUCCUCGGAUUCGAGCAGCUCUCCCAGUACAUCACAGAGCUCCCUAAAUGGUUACCAGGAGGGCCUCUUUUUCCUCAACCCUAAUGAAAAGCCCAUGUGUGGAGGUGAUGCUCUGCUGCUCUUCUGCAUCGACAUCUCAGGCUCCAUGAGCAUCACCUCCCAGGUGAUGGACGGAGAGCAUAUUGUUCACAAAUCCCGUCUCCAGUUUGUCCAGGAAGCUGUGCUACAGAGUGUCCAGAGACUAAGUGAACAACAAUCUGACACACGAGUGGGGAUCAUCACCUUCAACCAUCAGGUGACAAUGCAUGGAAAUGAGGAAGUCUCCUCACAGUGUCUGAGCGGCGCUGAGUUGAUGGACAGCAACUACCUGAAAGAGGCUGCAGCCAGUUUCCCUAGUCCACUUCCACUUUCACAGACCAAGAACUACUUACACAGACAAGUUAUGGGAUUAUCUGCAAGUGGAACCACAGCUCUGGGUCCAACUGCUCUCCUCGCAAUUGCAACUGCCUCCAGAGAGCCGGGCUCAAAGGUAAUUAUCUGUACAGAUGGGAAGGCCAACACAGAGUUGGGGAAUCUAGAAGUGGAGGAUAAUGAUGCUCGCACCCUCCUGUCAUCCACCAUCUUCUACCAGGACCUGGGGGAGUAUGCUGCUAAUCAGGGUGUGACAGUGUCUGUGCUGUCCAUAGAAGGAACAGACUGCAGGCUGGAUGAGCUGGGAAGACUCGCUGAUCGAACGGGUGGAAAAGUGGUGAUUUCCAGUCCCAACAGGUUGCACCCAGAGUUUGAACAGAUUAUUGAAAACAGGACCAUAGCUACGCACUGUACUGUAGCCCUACUGCUGCCCAAAUCACUGCGAAUGAGAGGAGAGAGGGAGGCGGGACACAAAGGCACCAGAGAGGUGGGGAACGUGAACCCAUAUACAGAGCUCACCCUCCAGUUUGCAGCCAAUGAACAAGACUCAGAAGUGCCUGCACCAACUUCUGGCAGCCGUGUGUCUGUCCAGCUGCAGAUCAGGUACAGACAGAGGAACGGACAGAGGAUGCUCAGAGUGUUAACCACAGACCGAGGUGUUACUGAUGACAGCUCGACGGUCCUGUCCUCUCUGUCUCUGGCCAUCAUUCAGCUCAACUCGUCACAGGCCAGCGCCGCUCUGGCAAUCAGAGGCCGCUUUCUCGACGCCAGAGAGGAAGGAGAGCUGCAGAGGAAGCUUAUUGAGAGAGCAAUAGAGCAUAAUCGCAGUGCAGAGGACAAACAAAUAUACCAAGAUUGGGUAAAAACCAUGGAGCCGAUAUACAACAACAUACAUAACUUCACAAGGAGAAAAUCAGUUAUUUCAGACUCACAGUCUCUAACAGAUGCCGGUGCAGCACUGCUCUACAGCAUGAAGCACAGCAAUAGAAAAUCCAUCUCGCUGAAGAAUAAACAGAAACUCUAGCCAACAGUCUCCCUCCACCUUUCACCUCGCUGGAAGCAGCUCAAGUCAUAAAUGUCGAUGCUUAACGGUGCAGUUAGACCCUGAUUAUCUGGCUGAAUUAAUAUCAUUCAAAUAUUUCACAAUGUAAAUAUUUUAUGAAAGUAAAUUGCACAACUCUUUUCUCA